This is a messenger RNA of Hordeum vulgare subsp. vulgare (domesticated barley), 1063 nucleotides long. RefSeq names its product ATP-dependent Clp protease proteolytic subunit-related protein 4, chloroplastic. Bases 81 to 929 code for a protein of 282 amino acids. NCBI's taxonomy places the organism in Eukaryota, Viridiplantae, Streptophyta, Magnoliopsida, Poales, Poaceae. The record is from RefSeq and is a predicted model, not a curated record. Gene Ontology annotation, cellular component: endopeptidase Clp complex. Gene Ontology annotation, biological process: protein quality control for misfolded or incompletely synthesized proteins. Gene Ontology annotation, molecular function: serine-type endopeptidase activity; ATPase binding; ATP-dependent peptidase activity. The transcript has 7 exons.
UUAUCCGCUCUCGGACUGUGCCUACUCCGCUCCUCCUCAGCUCAGCUCAGCUCAGCUCGCUCCCCCCAAACUGCCACGCCAUGGAGGCGGUCGCCGCCCUCGACGCCCGCGCCCUCUUCUCCCCUCCAACUGCCCUCCCCUCCUCCCGCCUCCGUCUCGCCGCCCGCCCGCGCGCGGUCGCCGCCUCCCCCGCCUCCGUCGCCGCCACCCCCAAGCAGCGCUUCCUGACCCCCCACCCGGACCCCGCCGGUGGCCGCGGCGCUAGGGAUGUCGUCGCGAUGGUUAUCCCGUUCCUGAGGGGAACAGCAUUUGAGCAGCCGCCGCCGGAUUUGGCCUCGUUCCUUUACAAGAACAGGAUCGUAUACCUGGGUAUGUGCCUCGUGCCGUCGGUGACGGAGCUCAUGCUCGCCGAGUUCCUCUACCUUCAGUACGAGGACGCAGAGAAGCCCAUCUACAUGUACAUCAACUCCACCGGUACUACCAAGAAUGGCGAGAAAUUGGGUUACGAGACGGAAGCUUUUGCUGUAUAUGAUGCCAUGAGGUAUGUCAAAAUUCCAAUUUUCACACUCUGUAUUGGCAAUGCAUGGGGAGAAGCUGCUUUACUCUUGGCUGCUGGUGCUAAAGGUAACCGUGCUGCACUUCCAUCAUCGACGAUAAUGAUGAAGCAGCCAAUUGGUCGAUUUCAAGGUCAGGCGACAGAUGUUGACAUAGCAAGAAAGGAAAUACGAAAUGUGAAGAUAGAAAUGGUUAAGCUGCUGUCAAGACACAUAGGUAAACCAAUGGAAGAGAUUGCCCGAGACAUCAGGCGGCCUAAAUACUUCAGCCCAAGUGAGGCAGUGGAUUACGGUAUCAUCGACAAGGUGCUGCACAAUGUGAAAAGCCAAACAGAUGCCGGCCUCGUGUCCGAAGUCAAGAAAGAAUUAAUUUAACAACGGGGCGUUACACGUAGGCGUAUUUUUGUAGCAAGAUUUGGAUAGGCAAAUGCAAUGCAGAAGUGUUAGUCUGGGGAAUUCUGGUACGGGAUUGCCGUUUUGAUUUCAUGGCUCAUUGAUGCUCUUGUUUC